Vitrella brassicaformis is the source of this 2881-nucleotide messenger RNA. The record is from the annotation of a GenBank genome assembly. Lineage: Eukaryota; Vitrellaceae.
CGUAGAUGCUGAUGUAGGUGCCCGGGCCCGUGCGGCCGCUGCGGCCGAGCCUCUGCAACUUAGACGCCUGCAGGUGCGUAAAGAGACACACACGCGCAGAGCGCCACAAUCAUCCCUUCUCCCUCGUACACAUUGGUCACACGUACGGUCGACGUCCACUCGAGUGGGAGGUGCGAGGCGUUCGUGGGGUUGUAGUACCGGGCCGACCUGUGCUGCGGUGUGUCUAUCACAUGUGUCAGCCCCUGACGCACGCACACACAACACCCAAGGAGGAAAAACGCACACGUGUGUGUAUUGUAUGUACGCACGCACACGCGCACACACACAGACGUAUACCCGUCACCACACACGUCUAUCGUUAUGGACGACUCUGCUACGUCGGUGCACACAUAGACGUCCCACUUCCCUGCAGAAACACACACACACACACACACACGCACAUACACAAACACACAAGUCCGCACGGACGGACAGAGGGAGUCAGGACAGACACACGCGCACACGUAGCACACUUCUCUCACCAGGCACAGUUGCGUUGAGGGCUUCAUCCUCCUCGUGUGACAUCCCCGAGUAGAGCACCUUUACAUUGCACCACUCCUUGGUGUCGUCGCCGAGCUUGCUAGCCGUCGCAAACACCUCCCCCGUGCCUGCAACACGGCAUGCACAACACACAACACACAUACGCACACGCAUGCACGCACGCAGCGCGAGGGCAGCCAGGCCGGACUGACCGGGCAAGAAUAUCAGUAUCUUCUUGGGCGUCCAACUCGUGUUGGUGUCGUACGUCCACUCUGCAGCCAUGGAUACACAGUGUGCGCAGAUGCAUUCUUUCGACAAAUGCCAGACAUCAUUUGGCGAGUAUGUCGGCCUCGGCAGAGAGGACGAGCGGCUUGGCGUCGUUCUUCUGGAAGUACCCGUUGUUCUCCAAAUCGAACCCUGUCGGGCUUGGGCAGCGUGCUGACCUGCAAGCAUUCACUCGGUUGAUUAAUCCGGUGCGCAUGUGCGUGCCCUCCCCUUGUUAUGCACGUACGUCGAUAUUGUUGAGUUUACACAAGUAGGAGAAGAUUCUGGGAGAGGUGCAAGCACACACCACACAACGCAGGCAGUGAACCGACCAGGCAGUCACAUCGAAGAGGCGUACUUUGAUAUGAACGGAGUCCCGUCUCGAGCACAGUGUUGAGAUAGAACUCCUCCACCGUACGACGGGGGAUGAGAUUAUCGGGGACGUCAACGUACCUGCACGCACGCGCACACACAAACACGCACAUGUCUGCCCGCGUGUGUGCGAGUGUCAUCCCUACUGACGCCGUGCUGAUGUGGGCGUCGGAGAAGUAGCUCAGGAACUUGGCUGGGCAGAACGAGGAACAAGGGAUAGUCGAGGCUCAUCACGGGUUCUGCAUAGUUGUGUGUCGUGUGAAGGUGCCCACCAGGGUCUACGGUGGCUGACAUCAGCACCACCUUGAUAUGCGGGUUGGCACGCACGAGCUGUCUCACCCUCGCCUGGCACAUAACAUGCACACGUGCUUGGUCAUCUAUCUGUUAGCCACCGUGCGGUAAUUUACCAUUACUAUUUCGGUGUCGGCGUCGUGAAGUGGCGAAGGCCCCCGCCCUUUGCAAAUGCAGCGCAAGCCCUGCGUGGCAUCCAUACGCAUGCACGCACACAUAUACAAGACGCUCGUGUGCAGGCCUGCUUCCUCCCUCGCCAUCCGGAUGCAUGUACGUGUGUGUGCGUGUCUCGUGAGCGGCGGACCUUUUGUCACGAACAUGAUGGGUCUGUUGUAUGGCAUGGGCGUCCUUUGGUGGCCACGAUAGGUGACGUGAUCCCCCAGCUCUCCGCUGCCCAGCUUCACAACGCCGCACUCCUUAGCCACCCGCCUGGUAGAACCAUCACACAUACAUACACACAUUCACAUACGCGUACACACGCACUCUUGUGCUCUUUCUUACUCAGACACAUUGGUGACAGCCAGUCGACGGGGCUGGACCGCCAGCACUCUGUCGUGGUCCUUUAAUGAUGGCCACCUGUUCAUGAAAGGAAUCAGGCCACACGGAACGGAAACACACACAUAUUGACUGGACACAGCUGAGUUUGUGUGUGCGUACCCGUGACGACUUGCCCGAGCCCGUCCGCCCCUGCACGAGAACGCACCCGCUCUGGCUGCGUUUGAGAUGUACUCCUGCCCACAUGGGAGAGAACCACACACAUGUACGUGAGUACAUAUUCAUCAUGCGUCCAGCCGUCCGCCCGCCCGCUGCAUACCUCUAUGACAUCGGGGCUGGAGACCGGCAGCGGCGGGAGCAGCGCUAGGCGAGCGCCCACUGCGGCGGCUGCGAUAAGGUGUGGGCCACCAGCCCGCUUUUCCAACUCUGUUGGCUGUGUGCUGCCGCUACCGUCGGGUGUGAUGGGCGAGACUAGGGGUGCUGACGGCAUGGAGGAGCACUGACUGGCCGGCUGGCUGGGCGUCCGCGGCGGGGUGCGUGGCGCCUCCUCUUGUUGCUGGUGCUGUGGCUGGGGCGGGGGCUGCUCCACAUCAUGUCUUGCACGGUGCAUUAAGGACUGACUGAGUGCCCGCCCUUUUACGUACCUCGUUGAUGUAGCCGCACCUGUCGAGCGCACGGACGCACAGACAGACAGACAGACAGACGACAGACAGACAGGCAAAGACACAGAUGGACAGAGGUAAUGUGUAUCCGUAUAUGUGAGUGUUGAGGGAGUGAGGGGGGUUGCGGGCACGCCAACGAUCACCUACCUGUCGUUCAUGAUGCUGUGCCACUGGGUCGAGAGGAUGGCGGCGGCCCGCAGUGCCAACUCAGCACAUCGACACGCACGACACCUGCGGGCAGGCAGCCAGGCCACAAUAUCUUAUAAAUGAGAGAUGCU